AGAAAAGAAAUAUUAACACGACUUGUUAGCCAAUUAUAUAUAUAUAUAUAUAUAUUAAUACUCACAAAAGCAUUCAAACUCCAGAUCCAUUUUCGAGUUCUAAAGUUUUUUUUUAAAGAUGAGAAUGUUUGCGGUUGUUCUCACCAUCGCCAUCGCCCUCAUAGCUGUGGCAUACGGAUAUUCAUCGGCUUCAACCCCUAAAUAUAAAUUCCCACAUUACAAAUACAAGGCUCCGCCCCCUCCGACCAGCUUUUCUCCUUACCGUUACUUCUCUCCGCCACCGCCGCCACCGGUAACUGACGGAUCUGCAACCUAUGACCGGUGAACUGAUGAUCGAUUUCCGGUUGACGGUGUUUUGAGGAAAAGCUCACUAUGAUGAUGGGGUGUUUGUAGAAAAAAAAAUGUAAUUAAAUUCAUAUUAUAUGAUAUGACAUGAACAUCCCACAAAAUGUAAGUGGUUUCUAAUAUUUUCUCUUUGUAGUGUUUGUUUUUUGUAUUCAUUGUAAGAAAAUUAUAACCGUUAUAUCUUA
Tarenaya hassleriana is the source of this 530-nucleotide messenger RNA. RefSeq names its product extensin-like. The record is from RefSeq and is a predicted model, not a curated record. NCBI's taxonomy places the organism in Eukaryota, Viridiplantae, Streptophyta, Magnoliopsida, Brassicales, Cleomaceae. Bases 119 to 325 code for a protein of 68 amino acids. The transcript has 2 exons.